Molecule: messenger RNA, 1668 nt
Organism: Pleurotus ostreatus (oyster mushroom)
Lineage: Eukaryota; Fungi; Basidiomycota; Agaricomycetes; Agaricales; Pleurotaceae
Exons: 8
Coding region: 1-1668 (555 amino acids)
Source: RefSeq, a predicted model, not a curated record
AUGGCGCUGGAUCCCCGUAUCAUGGCUGUCUGGGCUCUGAAGCUGGAAGGCAGCUCGCGAGUGAACGUAAAUCCUCAACAUGGCAUACGUAUCACCAACAUCUCCUUGGAUUUCUCGUCUGUUCCAUUGUCUUCAGAUAGGACGGUCGUCACAUUGGAAACUGGGCAACUCCCUGAGUGGAAUGACGCCAGCAAGGAUUCCACAGCGGUCAAGACAAAUGUGAUUGUAUUGGGCUCGCUCAUGCCCGAAAGGGUCGAGCAUUUGAUCACGAAUCUAACCCUCGAGUGUUGUAGGCCGUAUGUCUUCACAGUGAAUGGGGCGAAUGGCGUGUGCCUUUCAGGCAACCUUGUGGACACCAUAUACCGCAACCACAUUCAUGCCGGUGAAGUUCCCCGUCGCAUCCAUGAACAGCCGAAGUCUAUGAACCCUGCAGCUAACAAAAUAAAUACACAAGACGCAGGCCAGAUCUUCCAGUCCCCAAGCACCUCCACUCAAAGCUCCGCGACUCCUGUCCCCCUGCAAGUACCCCAAGGCGCUGUUGCCCCCGCAAACGGCGGUCCCUUAUUUGGUGCUCAAUCUCCGUCGAAAUCGAAUGGCAACCCCUACCAAUACGUGGCCACCCGUCCUCCCCAUGAUGAUCGUAUUGAGAGCGGUUACCGGGGUUUUCCCAAACCCUCUACAACCAUGAAACCUAUCGCCAACAACGGGGAUCCAAAAGACACUGGCCUGAUCCCCCAGCCUCCAAGCGCUUCCUCUCAACGCCCUGUGACCCCCCAAGUGCCCCAAGGUGCUUCCAUCCUCGCAAACGGUGGUUCCGUGCCGGGUGGUCCUCUCCCUCAAUCUGUGCCGACUGUCAACCCCUACCAUUAUGCAGCCAUCCAUCCGCCUACAGGGGAUCGCGGCAUUGAUAACACGCAUGGCGGCCAGUUCCAGCGCUACCUCGAACCUUUCCCUCAACGUACUAUGGAACCAUUCCCUCAACGCACUGUGGUUCCUGUUCCUCAGGCGUUGCAAGGGAGUAUCCCCCCCAUGGGCGGCAACCCCAUGGCGGGCGCUCUCUCUAAUGUGACCCCCCACAUCGACAACAGCCAUCAUGGAAGCUUCCAUCCGCCGAAGACUCUCAAGAGGAGAGCUGACCCCGUCGAAAACGGCCGGAGAUCUCACCGGGACAACACGUCUCUUGGCGAUUCGCAACGGGAACCGUUGGCAACCAGUCGAUUAAUGGACUUUAGAUCGCCACAGCAGCAUCUGAUCCCAUUCAACUUCAAGCCUAUGGAUAAUGCCCAUGGAGGCGCGCCUGCCUUCGGUGCCUUACGCAAUACUGCCCCAAGCAUGCCUGAGGGCACCAGUAUUUCAGCUACCACUUACAAUAAGGGGAUUGGUUCAUCGACAGUAACUGUGGGAUCGAUUGUAGAAAUAGUCUGGUACCUGGUACAUGCAGGGGAAAGGUAUGGAAAAUGUCAUGGAACUUACACUCUUGGCAAGAACCUUCCGAAUGUCCCUGGACUAGCAGAAGGUAUUAUAGGAAUGCGCUUGCACGAGGAACGUGAGAUACGGGUGCCUAGUUGGAUGUCGCAACACCCCUCAGGUGAAGAUACAUCGAUUGAGUGCCGUCUUUUUAUGCUGGACAAUUCGGGGAUUGUUUCGAUUCAAGGACAACGUGGUUAA